This is a messenger RNA of Annulohypoxylon maeteangense, 952 nucleotides long. RefSeq names its product lytic polysaccharide monooxygenase. NCBI's taxonomy places the organism in Eukaryota, Fungi, Ascomycota, Sordariomycetes, Xylariales, Hypoxylaceae. The record is from RefSeq and is a predicted model, not a curated record. The transcript is spliced from 3 exons. The coding region runs from base 9 to 812 and encodes 267 amino acids.
CUUGAUGAAUGAGCAUGAGCGCAAGCUGUAGCCCAAAGCACAUAAACCCGGGUAUCACUCCGGAUAUGGUUCUACGUUUCUGGUUCCUUAGUCUCUUUCCAAACUUAACAACCACAAUGAAGUUUCUUACGAGUAUCCUGAUUGUUGCGACAGCUGUGCAAGCUCACUAUACAUUUCCGAGACUUGUUAUCAACGGCAAAUCUGAAGAAGCAGACUGGUGGGCCACUCGAACCACCAAGAAUGCCAAUAGCAAACAGGGUAUCGAGAACCCGGCCAGUGCCGAUAUUCGCUGCUAUUCUUCACAAAAUGCAGCCAACAUAGCCACCGUCCCUGCUGGCGCCACUAUUCAUUACAUUUCGACCCAACAAGUCAACCACCCAGGUCCUACUCAAUACUACUUAGCCAAGGUGCCUGAGGGGCAGAGUGCUUCCAGCUGGGAUGGCUCCGGUAACGUCUGGUUCAAGAUUCACACAACGACGCCGACUGUCGACAGUAACAAGCAAAUGACUUGGCCCUCCCAGAACGAGUAUGUGUUAACGAAUGCAACUAUUCCCUCCGCGACCCCUGACGGCGAUUAUCUACUUCGCGUAGAGCAAAUUGCGUUACACUUAGCCAACCGACCAAACGGAGCCCAGUUCUACCUCGCUUGCACGCAGAUUAAGGUCACUGGAGGCGGUAAUGGUACUCCUGGGCCUCUAGUUGCACUACCCGGAGCCUACAAGAGUAAUGAUCCGGGCAUUCUGGUAAACCUGGGCGCGAUAUCGGCAGAGUCUCCCUAUGUUCCCCCAGGACCUGCCGUUUGGAGUGGUUGAAGUGAAUGCCAUAUCCCUCGGACGCCUCCUUCGCUAACCUCGAGUGUUAUCAUGUAACGCUGAUGAAAGGUUCGGGAAAAUGCAUCCAAGGCUGAUUAAAUAGGUAUUAUAGUUAAACAUAUUCAAUGAAUCAAUUAAAU